CGUAUCAAUGCGCAGAAGGGGAACGCACAGCAGCUGCGUGUGAAGCGCUCGGUGACAUUUCUGAUAACCCUGUUUGCGAUUGUGAGGCUAAUUUACGCUUCCUUUAACAACCAUGAAGUUCCAAUACAAAGAAGAGCAUCCCUUUGAGAAGAGGCGAUCGGAGGGAGAGAAAAUCAGGAAGAAAUAUCCAGACAGGGUUCCUGUGAUUGUGGAAAAAGCUCCUAAAGCCAGAAUAGGUGACCUAGACAAGAAGAAAUACCUGGUCCCCUCUGACCUGACGGUGGGCCAGUUUUACUUUCUCAUCCGAAAGCGAAUCCACCUGAGGGCUGAGGACGCUCUCUUCUUCUUCGUAAACAACGUCAUUCCCCCUACCUCUGCCACCAUGGGCCAGCUCUACCAGGAACAUCACGAAGAAGAUUUCUUCCUUUACAUCGCCUACAGUGACGAGAGCGUGUACGGCGAAUAGAGCCAAAGGGAAACGACCUUCAUCCCCUCUUUCUUCCUUUUAAAACAAUAUAUAGACGUCAUGCUGGCAGCCUAGAGCUCUCAGAACUGAAGUAUCAGAUGCACUUUUGCUUUCAGUUUAUCAUAUCUUCUUUUGUGUUUUUAUCCUUUGGUCUGACGUUUAUUAAGAAUUUACUAAGAAGCCUUUUUUUCAUUUUUCAUGGUUCUUACAAAGCUAUAAUAAUACGAUGAAAAUGCCACUGAUACUGUUACCAUUCGAACUGAUUUCCGCUUAUAGGCAGUUGUGCAUUCAUUUAUAAUAUGCAGACUUUUCGUAGUCAAGCUCAUUUCAAGUAUUUCUCGCCGUAAAUGAACGUUUGGUCUUCUAGAUGGUUUCUAACUAGCAUGUGCAGUCCAGCACUCGCUGGUCAGACAGUGGAGAAAUGGGACUAAAGUGUAUUCUGUUAUCAGCUAAGUCUAAUAUGCUGUUGUUUUUUUGAUUUGCUUUUAUUAUUGUACCUAAAAGAAUGUAGUUGGGUAGAUUUAUUUUAAGUUGUGAAUCUAAAGUGCAAGUUUUAUUUGCAGGUUUUUUUUUUUUGUUUGUUUUUUAAUCUUGGUAUUCAGUUGUAUUUCUGGUACCCGUGACAAUGACCAUAUAAACCAAAUGCACACCAA
Molecule: messenger RNA, 1119 nt
Organism: Puntigrus tetrazona (Sumatra barb)
Lineage: Eukaryota; Metazoa; Chordata; Actinopteri; Cypriniformes; Cyprinidae
Gene: gabarapb
Product: GABA(A) receptor-associated protein b
Exons: 4
Coding region: 113-466 (117 amino acids)
Biological process (GO): cellular response to nitrogen starvation; autophagosome assembly; autophagy of mitochondrion
Cellular component (GO): autophagosome; cytosol; autophagosome membrane
Molecular function (GO): ubiquitin protein ligase binding; GABA receptor binding
Source: RefSeq, a predicted model, not a curated record